Phycomyces blakesleeanus NRRL 1555(-) is the source of this 453-nucleotide messenger RNA. RefSeq lists its product as hypothetical. Lineage: Eukaryota; Fungi; Mucoromycota; Mucoromycetes; Mucorales; Phycomycetaceae. The transcript has 3 exons. The record is from RefSeq and is a predicted model, not a curated record. The coding region runs from base 1 to 453 and encodes 150 amino acids.
AUGGUCCAGAAGAAUAAAUAUGUCAUUGCUCAUGAAGUUGUCGAGACGAACAAUGAUGAUAAACAUCUGCAUGAGCUUGGAAAAGUUGUUAGAGAAUCAAAAGAUGUAUUAGAUGGCCUUCUAAAUAUCGGAAAGCUGAAGCUCCCUACAAGUACUGCAACAAUGAGUGAUUUUCUUGAUACUUUCAGCUCUAUACUAUUAUUUGUGUCAAAAUUAGAAAAAUGUGCUAUUGACAUAAAAUGUGCCAUUGAACAACUGGAAAACAGAAGGAGCUCCAUAGGCUUUACGUUCAAUAGAGCAAGACCAUUAAUUGAAGGCCGUGCAAGACCAGAAUGGAUGAGACCGACUUGGUACUCCCCACCCGCCAGCAACAAGCCAAGUCGCAACUGCCUUUCGAUUUGUUUGGAAGAGAAGCACACCGCAGCAAACCCGAGGACGAUGUCAAAUAAGUAG